Messenger RNA from Oryza brachyantha (malo sina), 1155 nucleotides. RefSeq names its product mitochondrial outer membrane protein porin 1. Gene Ontology annotation, molecular function: voltage-gated monoatomic anion channel activity. Bases 107 to 931 code for a protein of 274 amino acids. The transcript has 6 exons. Gene Ontology annotation, cellular component: mitochondrial outer membrane. The record is from RefSeq and is a predicted model, not a curated record. Lineage: Eukaryota; Viridiplantae; Streptophyta; Magnoliopsida; Poales; Poaceae. Gene Ontology annotation, biological process: monoatomic anion transmembrane transport.
UCCCCUCCCCUACCCCCUCCUCCGCCGCCGCCGCCGCCUCCCUGCCUCCCAGCCCGCGCACACGCACCGCCGCGUCGCGCCGCGUCGACGAGGACCGAGGGAGGAGAUGGUCGGGCCAGGGCUCUACCCCGAGAUCGGCAAGAAGGCCAGGGAUCUGCUGUACAGGGACUACCAGACCGACCACAAGUUCACCCUCACCACCUACACCUCCAAUGGCGUCGCAAUCACUGCUACCAGCACAAAGAAGGCUGAUCUGAUUUUUGGUGAGAUCCAGUCACAGAUAAAGAACAAGAACAUCACAGUAGAUGUGAAAGCAAACUCAGACUCAAAUGUUGUUACUACUGUAACUGUCGAUGAACUUACACCAGGAUUGAAGUCCAUCUUAAGCUUUGCUGUUCCCGAUCAAAGAUCUGGAAAGUUUGAGCUUCAGUACUUGCAUGAUUAUGCUGGUGUUAGUGCAAGCAUUGGUUUGACUGCCAAUCCUGUAGUCAAUCUCUCCAGUGUUUUUGGUACCAAGGCUCUUGCUGUUGGUGCUGAUGUCUCACUUGAUACUGCCACUGGGAACUUGACCAAAUACAAUGCUGGAUUGAGCUUCACUAAUGAUGAUCUUAUCGCAUCAUUGAACCUGAACAACAAGGGAGAUAGCCUCACUGCAUCUUAUUACCACAUUGUGAAUCAUUCGGCCACAGCUGUUGGAGCUGAGCUUACCCACAGCUUCUCAAGCAAUGAGAACAGCCUUACCUUCGGUACUCAGCACACUCUCGAUCCGCUGACUGUUGUUAAGGCCCGCUUCAACAAUUCUGGCAAGGCCAGCGCGCUGCUCCAGCACGAAUGGAGGCCCAAGUCACUGUGGACCAUCUCAGCAGAAGUUGACACCAAGGCCAUUGAGAAGAGCUCAAAGGUCGGCAUAGCGGUGGCCCUCAAGCCUUGAUUUUCUCAGGUUGUACUUCCAUUUCAAAUCUGAAACUGAGAUGACUUGAAAAACAUCUUGCUUUGCGUCCACUUUGUGGUUGUUGCGCAGUCUAGAGAUUCCAAGAACUGCCAUGUUUCCUUUGAGGAAUUUUUUUCAGUUAACGGUGUAGCACUUAUUCAAUGAGCAACCUUUGCACUGCAAUAAUUCAAGCUCGGCAAAAUUCUGAACUUGCUUCUAGGCGA